UUUUCUAUUUGGGCAAAAUUUCACAAAGCACAAGAAAAUCCUCACCACUUCAACUGAAAGGAAACCCUCACCGCCGGCGCAACCAUCUGAAACCGGCGUUUGCAACUGGAAGCACCGGUGCUGUUAAUUUUUAGGUUCAGCUCAUCACUAGCAUAAUUUGUGAAUUAUAAGGUUUAGAAUUGUGGCAUCAUGGGAAGCGAGGAUGCGAAAGAUCCGUUCAAAGGGGUGGAUUGGAAGGCCGUUGGUGGCGAGAUGCAGCAAAAUCCGAGUGCUAAACCAGCAUUGAAGAAACGAUUACCAAAGAAAGUUAGGGAAAUUCCUGAAUUCUAUUUCCUUCCACGAUGGCCGCUACCCAAAGCCAUUUUAUUCUGCAGCGCAUGCAUUGGUGGUGGUGUAGCUGCUGGAAUGCUUUUAGAGACCUGGAUUGAAAAGAAAGUUAAAGAAGAUGGAGGGGUUAUAUGGGAAUUUGACAAAUAAACUCUUGGUGUUGGAAAACUAAUGUCUCAUACAUUGCUGCCUCUGUCUUUCCCCCUUCCUACAAAUUGGUCUCUUGGGCAACCCUCACUUCUCCAGAAUUAUUAGUUUCAGGGAUUAGGGUGAUUUAUAAGUUUCUUGUUCUUGGUUAGACUCUUGAUUGAGUAGUAAUCGAGUUGAAAAGGAGAUAACUUGUUUAAAUUUUGGAAAUAAUUCUUUUGUACUUGAAACAUAAAAAGGUGACUAGAGAUGGCCACAGUUUUUCAGUUUAUGCUUGUUCACUUAUACUAUGAUCCUAAUUCUCUUUUUGGAUUAUGAUAAUUAAGAGCAGUACUUCAUUUCCACA
Messenger RNA from Glycine soja, 820 nucleotides. RefSeq lists its product as uncharacterized. The record is from RefSeq and is a predicted model, not a curated record. NCBI's taxonomy places the organism in Eukaryota, Viridiplantae, Streptophyta, Magnoliopsida, Fabales, Fabaceae. The transcript has 2 exons. Bases 190 to 477 code for a protein of 95 amino acids.